AUGAACUUAAAACAGGAUCCAGCUUACAAAAAACUGCAAGACUUUUUUAACACAAAUGCUGAAAAAAUCAAUAUUCUUCAACUUUUUCAACAAGACGCCGACCGCUUCAAAAAGUUCAGUCUCAGACUUCAAACACCCAAUGAUGGAGACAUCUUGCUGGAUUACUCAAAGAACCGUGUUGAUGCCACAGCUUUCGACCUCCUCCUAAAUCUGGCUAAAAGUCGUGGCGUCGAGCAAGCUAGAGAUGCUAUGUUUUCAGGUGAAAAGAUAAACUUCACGGAGAACCGUGCGGUGUUGCACGUAGCUCUGCGCAACCGUCAAAACAAACCGAUUUUGGUAAAUGGGGCGGAUGUCACACCUGACGUGAAUGCUGUCCUUGCUCAUAUGAAGGAGUUUUCUCAACAAGUCAUAGGCGGUCAGUGGAAGGGAUACACUGGAAAACCAAUCACUGACGUCAUCAAUAUCGGUAUUGGGGGCUCUGAUCUCGGCCCUUUGAUGGUGACGGAGGCUUUGAAACCUUACGCUAAUCACCUUAAGGUGCAUUUCGUGUCGAAUAUUGACGGCACUCAUCUCGCAGAAGUACUGAAACGUCUAAAUCCAGAAACGGCGCUGUUCAUCAUAGCCUCAAAGACCUUCACUACGCAGGAAACCAUUACCAACGCUACUUCUGCAAAGAACUGGUUCUUAGAUGUGGCUAAAGAUCCAUCGGCGGUAGCGAAGCAUUUUGUAGCACUCUCCACUAACGCUGAGAAGGUGACCGCCUUCGGUAUAGACUCUAAGAACAUGUUCGGCUUCUGGGAUUGGGUUGGUGGAAGAUAUUCCUUGUGGUCGGCCAUCGGCCUGUCCAUUUCACUAUAUAUCGGAUAUGAUAACUUCGAGAAGCUGCUAGAAGGUGCCAACUACAUGGACCAACAUUUCACCACAGCACCUUUGGAGAAAAACGCGCCAGUUAUCCUAGCGUUACUCGGUAUCUGGUACCACAACUUCUACGGAGCGGAGACACAUGCCCUUUUGCCAUACGAUCAAUAUUUACACAGAUUCGCAGCAUACUUCCAGCAGGGAGACAUGGAGAGUAACGGCAAGUACGUGACGCGGGAAGGUCAACAGGCAGACUACUCCACCGGACCCAUUGUCUGGGGGGAGCCGGGGACCAAUGGACAACACGCCUUCUACCAACUGAUACACCAAGGAACUAGAUUGAUCCCGUGCGAUUUCAUAGCGCCGGCGCAGUCGCAUAAUCCCAUCUCGAACGGAGUGCAUCACAAAAUCCUGUUGGCCAAUUUCCUGGCGCAAACGGAAGCCCUAAUGAAGGGAAAAACCUCUGAAGAGGCUAAAGCGGAGUUAGAAAAAUCUGGAAUGGCGCCAGAAUCCAUCGCAAAGAUUCUACCUCACAAGGUGUUCCUGGGCAAUCGUCCAACCAACUCUAUCGUGGUGAAGAAACUUACGCCGUUCACUCUUGGAGCGCUCAUCGCUAUGUAUGAGCAUAAGAUCUUCACACAAGGUGUGGUCUGGGACAUCAACUCCUUCGACCAGUGGGGAGUAGAGCUGGGCAAACAACUGGCCAAAGCCAUCGAGCCUGAACUGCAAGACAACAAGCCAGUAUCCUCCCACGAUGCGUCCACUAACGGACUGAUCAAUUUCUUAAAAGAAAACUUUGCUUAA
Molecule: messenger RNA, 1662 nt
Organism: Parnassius apollo (apollo)
Lineage: Eukaryota; Metazoa; Arthropoda; Insecta; Lepidoptera; Papilionidae
Source: the annotation of a GenBank genome assembly